AUGGCUCGUACGAAGCAAACCGCGAGAAAAUCCACCGGAGGAAAAGCUCCCAGGAAGCAGCUCGCCACCAAGGCGGCGAGGAAAUCUGCGCCGACCACCGGAGGAGUUAAGAAGCCUCACCGUUACCGUCCCGGAACCGUCGCUCUCCGUGAGAUUCGCAAAUACCAAAAGAGCACUGAAUUGCUGAUCCGUAAACUUCCUUUCCAGCGUCUUGUUCGUGAAAUCGCUCAGGAUUUCAAGACGGAUCUGAGAUUCCAGAGCCACGCAGUGUUGGCGCUUCAAGAAGCUGCAGAGGCUUAUUUGGUUGGUUUGUUCGAGGACACUAAUCUCUGUGCGAUUCACGCCAAGAGGGUGACGAUUAUGCCGAAAGACAUUCAGUUGGCGAGGAGGAUUCGUGGAGAGCGUGCUUAG
Messenger RNA from Microthlaspi erraticum, 411 nucleotides. Lineage: Eukaryota; Viridiplantae; Streptophyta; Magnoliopsida; Brassicales; Brassicaceae. The record is from the annotation of a GenBank genome assembly.